GAGACACGGUCUGGCUAACUCCAUCUCCUCAGCGCUCAUCAAACCCGUCCAGAGGAUCACCAAAUACCAGCUGCUGCUGAAGGAGCUGUUGGCGUGCUGCGAGGAGGGGAAAGGCGAGAUAAAGGAAGGCCUGGACGUGAUGCUGAGCGUCCCUAAGAGAGCCAACGACGCCAUGCACGUCAGCAUGCUGGAAGGUCUGGAGGAGGGUCUGGAGGUUCAGGGCGAGCUCCUCCUGCAGGACUCCUUCCUGGUCUGGGAGCCCAAAUCUCUGAUCAGGAAGGGGCGGGACCGACACCUCUUCCUGUUUGAGCUGUCACUCAUCUUCAGCAAAGAGAUCAAAGACUCUUCCGGACGAACCAAAUAUCUCUACAAGAGCAGACUCAGGACGUCGGAGCUCGGGGUGACGGAGCACAUCGAGGGCGACCCCUGUAAGUUCGCUCUGUGGGUCGGACGAACGCCGACGUCCGACAACAAGACGGUCCUGAAGGCGUCCUCCCUGGAGCUGAAGCAGGAGUGGGUCCGCAGCAUCCGACAGGUGAUCCAGGAGAGGCGGGGCCACUUGCGGGGGGCGCUGCGGGAGCCCAUCCCCCUCCCCAAGACGCCUAACCCCACGCUGGGCCGUCAGCGCAGCAUCAGCCGCAGGGAGACGAGCGAGGACGCAGACAGUCUGGGUGAUGCCAGCAGUCAGCCGGACACCGUCUCCAUCGCCUCCCGAACGUCUCAGAACACGGCUGACAGCGACAAGCUGGAGGACACGUGCUCCUCAGCCAAUCAGAGCUCAGCGUGUCCUGCUGUGAUUGGACGGCUGUCCGGAGGCUGCGAGUUAGUGGUGGUGUUAUUGGAUUUCUCCUCCGGGGGACCAGGAGAGCUCAGCGUCCGCUGUGGACAGACUGUGGAGCUGGUGGAGCGCUCAGCCGAACGGCCCGGGUGGUGUCUGGCCAGGACGACAGAUCAAACGCCCCAACAG
Messenger RNA from Plectropomus leopardus (leopard coralgrouper), 967 nucleotides. The record is from RefSeq and is a predicted model, not a curated record. Lineage: Eukaryota; Metazoa; Chordata; Actinopteri; Perciformes; Serranidae.